Molecule: messenger RNA, 948 nt
Organism: Hirundo rustica (Barn swallow)
Lineage: Eukaryota; Metazoa; Chordata; Aves; Passeriformes; Hirundinidae
Gene: NOPCHAP1
Product: NOP protein chaperone 1
Exons: 4
Coding region: 4-483 (159 amino acids)
Biological process (GO): box C/D snoRNP assembly
Molecular function (GO): box C/D methylation guide snoRNP complex binding
Source: RefSeq, a predicted model, not a curated record
CGCAUGGCGGGGCCCGGCGGCGCGGCGGGGCCGGCGGCGUCCCGGGAGCUGCUGGACGUGGGGCGCCGGCCAGGCCUGGAAGACAUUUUGCUGAUUAAUUCGAAAUGUAGCAGCAAGAAGGCCGCAGCUUUACAGACGGUUAAGGUGCCAAGGAGCAGCGUUUUGGACCGAGUACAGAGCUUUUUACCACGGCUGGCCCAGGCAAAUGAUGAGCUAAAAAAAAAAAUGGUAACAGCACCUGCUCAUCAGUUUGAUAUUGAACAUCUAGACAGCGAAACAGAAAAGGUUAUAGAAAUGAAUGUGGCUGUAGUUGAACUGAGUGAUUCUGAUACAGAUGAAGAGUUGCUGACUUCAGAAGAUGACUCUGAAUCUGAUGAAGAUGACUCUGUAACUGAUGAAGUGACAGUAGACAACAUUAAGUUUCCUAAACAAAAGGGAGAAAAGGGCAAAAUAGAAAUUUUGGACAGCAAAGCAAAUGAGUAAAUCCAUUUUAUUUUACUUUAAAAAAAACCCAAACCAAUCAAGUAAUGUUUUCUCACUUUGAAGAGCUGGCCCUUAAAAACACUUUGUUUCCGAGUGUAGUAUCUCUCAGGAUCCUGUGAAGUGCUACAGUUUAUAUGGUGGAGAAUUCAGGAUCCAUUCAUGACUGGGGAAGGCUGGAUUUCUGAAGAAUUAAGUGUGAUUUGAUUCAUCAAAUAACAAGAAAAUGCACUUCAUAGUAGAUUACAUGAAGAAAACAGCUAGAGUAAGGGGCACUUGAAAGUUUAAAAUUCUUGAUCUGUUGCUUUUUUGAAGAAAGAUUUUUUUUUUUUUAAUAGGAAGAUAUAAGUUUUUACUUCAAAGGCAGGAAAGAGUUAACUAGGAAAAAAGCUUUGGUUUUUAUAUUCCAUGUCCUGUGAAGUGUUAUGUACACUUUUUUCAAUAUUAAACAUGAUCUUUGAUGCCUCA